AUUGACUUGAAGUCUGUUUCAUCUCUCUCUCUCUCUCUCUCUCUCUAUCCGUCUUGAAUAAAUCCAUCGGCUUCAGACUGAACUCUCGUGUCCUUCAGAUUCCGCCAUAGCUCCCCUUUCCGCUUCAACCGAGAGCUACCCUUACUUAGCUCCCACAAGCAAAACCUCUCAUCAAUGGCGGCCUCCUCCCCACCGCUCCUCCUCUUCUUCUUCCUCUUCCUCCUGUCGUCCUCUUCAAUACCAUUCUCCUCCUCCCGCACGGUCCCGUACGAGUACUCCCAAAUCGACACCGCAUUCCUCGACGUCUCCGCCACUCUGGAGCAGACCCUCGACGUCCUCUCCUUCUCCCCCCAGACACUCCAAGAAGAACCCCUCGAGACCGUCGCCGCCACCGCCGCCGCCGCGCCGGGCUCCUUCCUCCUCCGCCUCCACCCCCGGGAGACCCUGACGGAACCCACCCACGAGGACUACCGGUCCCUGGUCCUGACUCGGCUCGCCCGCGACACCGCCCGGGUCGAUUCGCUCAACGCCAAGCUAGCGCUGGCCCUCGGCAACGUUACCCGUUCCGACCUCAAGCCGGACAGGUCCAGGUCGUCGGAGCUGCUCCGCCCCGAGGACCUGUCGACCCCCGUGAUGUCCGGGACGAGCCAGGGGAGCGGCGAGUACUUCUCCCGCGUCGGCGUCGGCAGCCCCCCGGGGCAGUAUUAUAUGGUCCUGGACACCGGCAGCGACGUCAACUGGCUCCAGUGCCAGCCGUGUGCCGACUGCUACCAGCAGGCCGACCCGGUCUACAACCCCUCCGCCUCCUCCACGCACCGGGCCCUCACCUGCGGGGCCCCUCAGUGCGCCGCCCUCGAGGUCUCGUCCUGUCGGAGCAACCAGUGCUUGUACCAGGUCUCCUACGGCGACGGAUCCUUCACCGUCGGGAACUUCGUUACCGAGACGCUGACGUUCGGGAACUCCGGGAAGGUGAACGACGUCGCAUUGGGCUGCGGGCACGACAACGAAGGGCUGUUCGUCGGCUCCGCGGGGCUUCUCGGGCUCGGCGGCGGCCCGCUCUCGCUGACCAACCAGAUCAAGACCAGCUCCUUCUCCUACUGCCUCGUCGAUCGUGACUCCACCAAGUCGUCGACGCUGGAGUUCAACACAGGCGGGCUCGCGGCAGAUUCCGUCACCGCCCCGCUGGUGAAGAACAGCAAGAUGGACACGUUCUACUACGUGGGUCUCACCGGGAUGAGCGUCGGGGGUUCCCUGGUCUCGAUCCCGCCGUCGCUGUUCCAAAUGGACGACUCCGGCAACGGCGGGAUCAUCGUCGACUCCGGGACCGCCAUAACCCGGCUGCAGACGGAGGCUUACAACUCCCUAAGGGAUGCGUUCGUGAAGAUGACGAAGAACCUCAAACCGGCGAGCGGGUUCGCCCUCUUCGACACGUGCUACGACUUCAGCUCCCUGUCGCAGGUCCGGGUCCCGACGGUGUCGUUCCACUUCGCCGGCGGCAAGGCGUUGACCCUCCCGGCGAAGAACUACCUCAUCCCAGUCGACUCGGCGGGGACGUUCUGCUUCGCCUUUGCUCCGACGUCGUCGUCGAUGUCGAUCAUCGGGAACGUGCAGCAGCAGGGGACGCGCGUCGCCUUCGACUUGGCCAGCUCCCUUGUGGGCUUCUCUCCGAACAAGUGCUAGUCGGGAGGGGAAUUUUCGGGCGCGGACAGGUCCACCGUAAUAGUGUAGACGAAAUGAUCGACUUAUAUUAUUGGAUGCUCUGAAAGUUCGCAGUAAACAAAAGCCGUAACACUCGGAGCUCUCUCGAUCAUUCAUAUAAACACCGAAGUUUUAGAAGCUUUGUCGAUUCAGCUAUUCUAAAAUGCCAUUACAUACUCCCAGAUGUUAUAUUUUCCAGUGACGUGUUUGAUGCUUUCACGCCGCGGAGCAACAAAUUUACCGUUGUGGCAUUGAAAGAGGGUUGUUGAACUUGUUUUUUGUCCUUUUUUUUGUUUUUUGUUUUUUGUUUUACUACAGGAAAUAGGGGAAGAAGGGUUGGGGUUAGCAAUCAAAGGAAAGAUUUUUAAUGUAACGAAUAUCAAUCAAGGAAAGGACCGCCGGGUAGGUGGUUGGUCCGACGGUGGGGGCCAGCCGAAAUAAGUGGGAAAGGGGCUUGUAUUUGUCUGCUUGUCAUAAUUGUACUGUUCUCUGCGUGUUGUUUGCUCAAUAGUGGCAGUGUACAGUGAAUUAGCUGGAAAG
Molecule: messenger RNA, 2238 nt
Organism: Punica granatum (pomegranate)
Lineage: Eukaryota; Viridiplantae; Streptophyta; Magnoliopsida; Myrtales; Lythraceae
Source: RefSeq, a predicted model, not a curated record